This is a messenger RNA of Apus apus (common swift), 2154 nucleotides long. It is a transcript of the gene SQOR, whose product is annotated as sulfide quinone oxidoreductase. Lineage: Eukaryota; Metazoa; Chordata; Aves; Apodiformes; Apodidae. The transcript has 10 exons. Bases 324 to 1676 code for a protein of 450 amino acids. Gene Ontology annotation, molecular function: sulfide:quinone oxidoreductase activity; FAD binding. Gene Ontology annotation, cellular component: mitochondrion. The record is from RefSeq and is a predicted model, not a curated record.
ACAUUUCUAACUUCGUUUGUUCUGACUCCCUGCAGCAGAUUGUUGUUAAGAUGGCUCAGUUAAGUCAGUCUUGGGAGCAAAGCUUACGAUAGAUACUUCGGAGAGGAAAAAAAUGUAGUUUUCCAAAAUGUCUCUGCAUGAAGUGCCAUGCUUCGGUUAAGUGUUUGUUCUAGGCUCUAGUUGUGUGUCUCAAGGCUUAUUUACUGGAUAGGAACCUGUAGACCUGGCAAGAGGAUGUUUGUAACACAGUAUCCUGUGUGUGUCCCUUGGGUCUGAGGAUGUACCUGUUCUGUGGACUUACACAGCCUCCUACUUACUGAAAGAUGUCAGCAAUUGGAGUAGUGUCCUCCUGUUCCUGUCUCUGUCCUGGUGUAUGGCUGCUGAAAGGAGGGAUGCAGAAGAUGAGCUCCUUCAGCUUCCAUACGGCAGCCAGGUGUGCUGCCAAGGAUUAUUAUGAAGUACUUGUGUUGGGUGGAGGCACUGGUGGAAUCACGAUGAGUGCUCGGAUGAAGAGGAAGGUGGGGGCAGGAAAUGUGGCUGUUGUUGAGCCAAGUAAGACUCAUUACUAUCAGCCCCUGUGGACCCUGGUGGGUGGUGGUGCAAAGCAGCUGGCAGCAUCUGCGCGUCCAACGGGAAGUGUGAUGCCUAAAGGUGUUGAGUGGAUCCAAUCUCGAGUCACAGCAUUGGAUCCAGAUAGGAACUGUGUCUGCCUGGAGAAUGAUACCAAGGUAUCUUACAAGUAUCUGAUAAUUGCCCUUGGGAUUAGUCUGCAUUAUGAAAAGAUCAAAGGCUUGCCUGAAGGUUUUCAUCACCCUAAAAUAGGUUCCAAUUAUUCAGUUCAUACGGUAGAGAAAACAUGGAAAGCUUUGCAAGAUUUCAAGGAAGGAAAUGCUAUCUUCACUUUUCCAAAUACUCCAGUGAAGUGUGCAGGGGCUCCUCAGAAGAUCAUGUAUUUAUCAGAGGCCUACUGGAGGAAAACAGGAAAACGUUCCAAAGCAAACAUAAUGUUCAACACUUCACUUGGUGCCAUUUUUGGUGUUAAGAAGUAUGCUGAUGCAUUGCUUGAAAUAAUAAAGGAGAGGAAUAUUGCUGUUAACUAUAAGAGCAACCUCGUAGAAGUUCGAGCGGACAAGCAGGAAGCUGUGUUUGAAAACUUGGACAAACCUGGAGUGACUGAAGUUCAUCAGUAUGAAAUGCUUCAUGUCACACCUCCAAUGGGGCCACCUGAUGUACUCAUCAACAGUCCUGUCGCAGAUGAAAUUGGCUGGGUGGAUGUCGAUAAGGAAACUCUGCAACAUAAAAAGUAUCCUAAUGUAUUUGGUAUUGGAGACUGCACCAACCUUCCAACAUCAAAAACGGCUGCAGCUGUAGCUGCCCAGUCUGGAGUGCUUGAUACAACUAUUUCCCUGGUAAUGAAGAACCAGUUGCCAACUAAAAAGUAUGAUGGAUAUACUUCCUGCCCGCUUGUCACAGGCUACAACAAGGUGAUUCUAGCAGAAUUUGACUAUGAUGCUCAGCCUUUGGAGACCUUUCCCAUUGACCAGAGCAAGGAGAGGGUAACCAUGUACCACAUGAAAGCUGAUAUGAUGCCUGUUCUCUAUUGGAAUGCACUGCUUAAGGGAUACUGGGGAGGACCAGCUCCUAUCAGGAAGCUAAUGCACCUGGGCUUGAAGUAAGUGCUGGUUUUGUGUUGAUCAAACCUUUUUGAAGAAAAGGGACUGGUGUCAUAAAGGAUCAUUACAGAUUUUCCCUUUUGGACUACCUAAUAGACUGUUUUUUGUUUUGUUUUUUUUUUUACUUUUUAAAAAUCAAGCUUUUGUCCUAAAUUCACUUUCCCCAUACUAAGGAUUAAGCCCUGGUAUGCUCUUUCAUGGCUCUUCUAUGUACACCAAGGCCUUAUAUUUAUUUCUGUAUAUGCACAGGAGACUGAACUUGCCUUAAGCUGCAGAACAGUACUGAAAUCUAGAACAACUGGGUUUUUUUAAGCUGUUGUAUGUAGAGGGUUUUCUCCCUGACUCUAAACUGAAUUGUUUGUAUCUGAGAUCAAUGUGUGCACUGCAUUUAACAAAAUAAUUCAAUGCUCGUGAAAUGGCCUGAAAACCUCCUCUUGUUCUCUUGAAGAGCAAAAUAAAUCUUAAAUUUAUUGAUCAAGAA